CCUUGGGCGGGGGCGGGCGCGGGCGCGGCGAGGCGGGCAUGUCGAGGACCUCGAAGGCAGUGCUGGGCCUCUCGGUGGUGCUGACGGCGGCCACCGUGGCCGGCGUGCAUCUGAAGCAGCGGCAGGACCAGCAGAGGCUUCGUGACGGUGUGAUCAGAGACAUUGAGAGACAAAAUCGGAAAAAAGAAAACAUUCGUCUUUUGGGAGAACAGAUUAUUUUGACUGAGCAACUUGAAGCAGAAAGAGAGAAGAUGGUAUUGGCAAAAGGAUCUCAAAAAACAUGACUUGAAAUGAAUGUGAAAAAUCCAUGAGACAGACAGCAUUGUGUGUGUGUGUGUUGAUGGAGAGUAGCUUAGUGAAAUUUCAAUCCUUUUUUGGUCACCAUCUUUUUAAACUUGAUCAAAAAAAGGACUAUGGAUCAUAUAUUCUAAAUUAUUUAAAAAUUUCUUAUAUCUCAGUAAAGCAGUGGGCAGAUGCUUUUCUGAAGAGUUUCCAUUUGUGCGAUCCUGUUAGAAGCCCCUUUUAGCUUGGUGUGCAGAGCUUAGGACUGUUACUGAAAAGCACUUCUGAACCUGUGAGAAGGAAGAGAUGGAUAGUAGCAUCCACCUCAGUAGUUUAAUAAGUCGGCACGAUGAUGAAGCCAC
Molecule: messenger RNA, 644 nt
Organism: Equus caballus (horse)
Lineage: Eukaryota; Metazoa; Chordata; Mammalia; Perissodactyla; Equidae
Gene: PET117
Product: PET117 cytochrome c oxidase chaperone
Biological process (GO): mitochondrial respiratory chain complex IV assembly
Cellular component (GO): mitochondrion
Source: RefSeq, a predicted model, not a curated record